AUGUUUUCAAAUAGAUUGCGAUUUCACGCCCUUUCACCUUCCCUCCCGCUUUAUUUCCAACCUUUUUGUUUUGGUUGUAUCCCCAAAAUAAAACCUAGCCCAGAGCCUCGCCGUCGAGAUUCACGCCGCGACGAGCUCGUAACCGCGAACAUCGAUAUCGAUAUCGCUACGCCGCUGGGUUUCGAUGAUUGCAUCGCCGAGACAUUAACCAUCGAGUAUCGGUGA
Molecule: messenger RNA, 225 nt
Organism: Microthlaspi erraticum
Lineage: Eukaryota; Viridiplantae; Streptophyta; Magnoliopsida; Brassicales; Brassicaceae
Source: the annotation of a GenBank genome assembly